CUCUCCUUCCCGGGCUAGCGCUACCCGCCUCACGCUCCUCUCUUGGGGCCGCACCUGUGGUCCCCAUGGCGACGCCCGCACUGGCCCUGGUUUCAUUUGAAGAUGUGGCUGUGACCUUCACCGUGGAAGAAUGGGGACAUCUGGACCUGGCUCAGAGGAUGUUGUACCAGGACGUGAUGAUGGAGACCUGUGGGCUUCUGGCCUCACUGGGGCAUCGCAUUCCCAAGCCAGAGCUGGUCUGCUUCCAGGAGCAUUGGCAGGAAGUGUGGACAGUGAAGAGGGGCCUCUCCCAAAGCACCCGCACAGGUGAAGAAGCAAAAUCCAAUCAUGCCUCAAUUGCCACUGCUUCUCAUCUGGCUUUCUGUUUCCCAGAACAACUGUCACAGAGAUCCUCAGAGGACUCCAAGUUAGGGCAGACCAAGGCUAAAGAAACUUGGUCAGAAAUGCCAGGCGGGAACACAAGAACAACAGACUCUUCCAAGGAGGUGUGUCCUAGAAAGCUGAGUCAUAAACAUGAUGCUUUGGAGACAGAAGAUGGUCUCUGUUUACAAGUCUUACAGGCACAAGCAACUCCACGAGAUUCUGCCCAUAAGCAUGAUUCCCAAAGAUCAGAAAAAGAGCCUGGGAUGGAUGGAGGGGGCCUUUAUCAAUGUAAAGAUUGUGGGAAAGUGUUUAGGACUGAAUGGACCUUAGUAUGCCAUCGACGGAUUCAUGCUGGAGUAAAGCCUUAUGAAAGCGAGGGCAGGGAGAUCUGUCCUGACAUGGCCAACUUUAUUCAGCAUAUGAGGAUUCAUACUGGGGAGAAACUACACACGUGCAUCGAGUGUGGGAAGGCCUUCAAACGCAGUUCUCACCUCACUGAGCACCAGCGGAUCCACACUGGAGAUAAACCCUAUGUGUGCAAAGAAUGUGGGAAAGCCUUCUCCCAUCGCUCCACUUUCAUCCAGCACAAGACGACCCACUCUGCAGACAAGCCUUUCCUGUGCAAAGAAUGUGGGAAGGCUUUUUACUACAGCUCUUCAUUUGCUCAGCACAUGCGGAUUCACAUUGGAAAGAAGCUGUAUGAGUGCAGCCAGUGUGGAAAGUCCUUCACUCACUCCUCCACUUGUGUAAAACAUAGGAGAACCCAUACUGGAGAGAAGCCCUAUGAGUGCAAAGACUGUGGCGAAGCUUUCACUCACCACUCCACAUUUCUCCACCACAACAUGACCCACACAGGAGAAAAGCCCUUUGUGUGCCCAGAAUGUGGGAAAGCUUUUUGUGUCAAUUCAUCCUUCAUUCAGCACAUGAGGAUCCACACUGGAGAGAAGCCAUACGAGUGCAGCGAGUGUGGAAAAGCCUUCACGCAGCGCUCCACUUUCAUAAGGCAUAAGAGGACACAUACUGGAGAAAAACCCUUUGAGUGCAAAGAAUGUGGAAGGGCCUUUUGUGACACCUCUUCUCUGAUUCAACAUAUGAGACUUCACACUGGUGAGAAGCCCUAUGAAUGCAAUGAAUGUGGAAAGGCCUUCACCCACCACUCAGUUUUCACCCGACACACUAGAUCCCACAGUGGAGUAAAACCCCUAGAAUGCAAAGAGUGUGCAAAGGCCUUUUACUAUAGCUCUUCCUUCACCCGACACAUGAGGAUUCACACUGGAGAGAAGCCUUAUGUUUGCAGAGAAUGUGGGAAAGCCUUCACUCAACCUGCAAAUUUUCUUCGGCAUAGUAGGAUCCAUACUGGAGAGAAACCCUUCAAAUGCACAGUAUGUGAGAAGGCCUUUUAUGACACCUUUGCCUUAAUUAGGCACAUGAGAAUUCACACUGGAGAAAAACCCUUUGAAUGCAGUGCAUGUGGGAAAACCUUCAGCCAUAAUUCAUCCUUCAUUCAGCAUCAAAAGAUCCAUACCAGGAUUUAAAAGAUGUGGAACAUUGUUCACCUCCAUCCACUUGAACAAGCACAUACUAGCAAAAUACUUUUCUAUGUUAUUAUCAGGGGAAAUCUUUUUUUUUUUUAAGUGAGAAAUUUUAUUAGAAAGGGGAUGGAAGGGGAAAGAAGGAGAAAAGAGGUAAAAAGACAGAAACAGAAAGGACAGAAGAGGAGACAGAAGUCCUGUC
Messenger RNA from Phodopus roborovskii (desert hamster), 2097 nucleotides. It is a transcript of the gene Znf599, whose product is annotated as zinc finger protein 599. The record is from RefSeq and is a predicted model, not a curated record. Lineage: Eukaryota; Metazoa; Chordata; Mammalia; Rodentia; Cricetidae. Gene Ontology annotation, biological process: negative regulation of transcription by RNA polymerase II. The transcript has 4 exons. Gene Ontology annotation, molecular function: RNA polymerase II cis-regulatory region sequence-specific DNA binding; DNA-binding transcription repressor activity, RNA polymerase II-specific. The coding region runs from base 66 to 1898 and encodes 610 amino acids.